AUGGCGGGCUUGGAGUGGAUGGACUUUCACUGCGGAAUACGAGAGCAACCUUUUUCUUUCCCUUGCUUUGUUUUUUGCGUUCGCCUGCUGUUCACUUCUGGGGCCGCGAGAGUGAUCUGUCUGCUUCUUCUCUUCUCUUGCGUCCUUCAAGCUUUUUCUUUUCUUCUUUCUUUUCUUCCUCGUCGUCGCUUUUUUUUUUUUUUGGCUGCUUCGAAAAAAAGAGCUGAAAAAGAAAAAAAAAGAAGAAAAAAAGGAAGCCCAAAAAGGGAUGUCACGGAGGAAGAUAUAUAUAAGAGAGAGAGAGAGAGAGAGAAGGUAGAAGAAGAGGAGGAAGAAGAAGAGGAAGAAGGAUGGAAGAAGUGGAGGUCGAAGGGGAGGGAGAGCGUUAAGUACUUUCUUUUUGGCCGGCGAGGAGGGAAAAGGACACCGCCACGAGGAGAGGAAGAAGAGGAAGAAGAUGAUGAUGAUGAAGAGAUGAAGCUGGCCGAGGAGCAGGAAAAAAGAGAAGCUGAUAAGGAGGAAGAACGAGAAGAAGAAGAAGAAGACGAAGAAGACGACGACGAAGAAGACGACGACGACGGCGGCGGCGAGAAGAAGACAAAAGACGAGAGCUUCCUGCGCAACGUGUUUCGAGUCUGGUCGAUCCUGACGACGGCCGCUGGAGGAGACGAAGGCGAGACGAGACGAGACGAGACGAGACGAGACGAGAGACGGAAAAGGGUCGUCGAAUGCGAGGCGAUGGCGAGUGACUUCUGGCUGCCAUACAAAUCCGUACUCCGUGCUGGUGGUGAUGAUACUGGCGGUGAUGAUAUUACUGGUGGUGGUGAUACUACUGAUACCGAUGAUGCUGAUGAUGGGAUGGUAUAG
Molecule: messenger RNA, 867 nt
Organism: Trichophyton benhamiae CBS 112371
Lineage: Eukaryota; Fungi; Ascomycota; Eurotiomycetes; Onygenales; Arthrodermataceae
Exons: 4
Coding region: 1-867 (288 amino acids)
Source: RefSeq, a predicted model, not a curated record